This is a messenger RNA of Branchiostoma floridae (Florida lancelet), 966 nucleotides long. RefSeq lists its product as uncharacterized. The transcript has 4 exons. The record is from RefSeq and is a predicted model, not a curated record. NCBI's taxonomy places the organism in Eukaryota, Metazoa, Chordata, Leptocardii, Amphioxiformes, Branchiostomatidae. Gene Ontology annotation, cellular component: membrane. Bases 1 to 966 code for a protein of 321 amino acids.
AUGUCCUGCGGAGCACGAAUAAGGGAAGAGUUCCGUCUGCAGUCGUUCCACCUGACGCACCCAGACAGGAGAGCGUUCACCAGAACACCGUGGUUCAGCAGUCCAGUACCGUUCCUGAUCUACCGCACAGUGAUAUGUCUGUACCAGGUCUGCACAUGCGCGACUGUGAUCUCGCUCUACUGGAUCAGCCUCAAAAACUUGACCUACCUGACCCAACUGGGUUACAUCAUCCUCACAGCUCACACGGUAGUGAGCGCCCUGCUCUGCUUCGCCGACCUCUUCUGCAGUCAACGUCGCCCGAGAUCAUCCGACGACUACGCGAGUUUUCCCGAAGUUAACGUCACAACAGUGAGGACCACAGACGCCAUUGACCAGUCCACACACCCGUGGUACUACAAAGGGUACUGGGUCUUGUACAACGUGGCCUUCAGCGCUGGCCUCUUCAUCACGGUUGCAUUCUGGGCAUUGCUCGCGGAUAACGCAGGCGUCUACAACAUUCUAUUCCACGCCGUCAACUCAGUUGUCAUUGUGAUCGACGUCAUCAUCAGCGGGCUGCCGUACCGAGUGUCUCACAGGGGAGAGAAUGCACCCAGCAGGGGGGACGGCACGCAGUCCUCGGCUAAAGCGGGAGCUCGGUACAGCCGCGUCAGGGAGCGCUUCGAGUAUCUCCCAGCAUGCAAUGGGGUGCCUUCCUUUGCGUUCGCGUACAUGCUCUUCACGGCCAUCUACUGGGCAGCGGGCGGUACCGACAACAACAACAAUCCUUGGAUUUAUCCAGUCCUCGAUUACGGAGGGAACCCCGCCCUGGCCUCUGGUAUCGCCGCUGGGAGCGUCCUGGUAGCCAUCCCGCUGUGUCACGUGAUCCUCUUCGGUCUCGCUCUUGCUCGCGAGACCUUGUCAGAUCUUGUGAAAAGGCGCAGCGAGGGUACUCAACCGGAACAACGCCGGGAGGAAGAACGCGCCUGA